GCAAAUGCCAAUGUUCAGGAGUGUCUUAUAAAGCGCGCUUGAACCGUUUGAAAUAGUAAAUACACUACAAACACUGACCGAAUGAGUCCAGAAUGGGGUUCAUCAGCACAAAUAAACAACACCAUCAGCUGCCUGGCUAACCGACCUGCUAACCCAUUCGGGUGAACAUUAACUGGCAAGCACGCUGUUUAUUAUAUUCGUGCGUAAUUUUAUUGUCUGAUAUGUUGUGCCUUAAUAACCUCCUCGAAACACUCCUCGUUGUUUUUGCGAUGACGCUACAUGCAGUGACAGAUGAAAUGUAUAUGACAAUUUACAGCUAGUGUUGCUGGCUAGUGCUGGGGUUAUUUUCAUUGUUACAGCAAAACGGUAUACAAACAUUUGACAGUGCAUUGUGUAUAUUUCGUGCCAUUGCAUCGCUGACAACGCCGCUUUCCACCUCGCACAAUAUUACAGCAGUCACGCUUUUUGAACAUCAACAAAUCUUGUGUAACCGAAAUGCAUCAUUAUUAACACUUUAGUUUUCAAUAACGCAUUAGGUUGAGCCUCCCUAAGCAGCACAAAAUGAACGGAAAAGUCAUACCGCAUACUCCCAUAGCCGUAGACUGUUGGCAGCUCCGCAAGUGCCAUCAUGUCCGCUUGUUUUUCCUGUCUCACAUGCACGCGGAUCACACAUCUGGCCUUUCAUCUACCUGGAGUCACAGACCCAUCUACUGCUCACCACUCACUGCCAAACUUCUCAAACUCAAACUGCAGGUCAAAGAGAAAUUGAUUCAUCCCUUGGAGAUCAGGGAACCCCACAUGUUGUUGUUAGAUGAUCUUGGGAAAGAACGACUGACAGUUACUCUAAUAGAUGCCAACCACUGUCCUGGGGCAGUUAUGUUUCUCUUCGAGGGAUACUUUGGCACGAUACUCUACACUGGUGACUUCCGUUAUACCCCGUCCAUGCUCCGUGAGCAAUGUCUGAGGAACAACAUUAAUAUUGAUGUGCUAUAUCUGGACAACACAAACUGUGACCCAACUCGAGCCGUACCUUCUCGUCAGCGAGCCACUCAGCAAAUUAAAGAAAUCAUUAGGGCUCAUCCUGGAUACAUCGUUGUUAUUGGUCUGUACUCUCUUGGUAAAGAGUCUCUGUUGGUGGAGCUGGCUAUGGAGUUUAAAACAUGGGUGGAGGUUGAUGUAGAGCGUCUAGAUACCCUGCGAGUUCUGGAGCUCCCAGAUGUUUUCACCACUGAACCUGGUACGGGCCGUAUUCGUGUAGUCGCUCAGUCUAAGAUCAAUGCCAGCAACCUGAUGGCGUGGAAUAAGGAGCAGCCUACCAUAGCUAUACUGCCCACCAGUCGCCCCAUGGUCUCCUGCCACCCUAACGUCCAUGUGGUGCCUUACUCUGACCAUUCCUCCUACCAGGAACUUGAGGACUUUGUGUCAGCCCUGCGUCCCAUCUCACUGGUGCCCAUUGUAGGCAGCUGCUUGCCUUACUUCUCUUCCCUUCUGAGCCCUCGCAAGAAGCGCAGAGAGCUAGUGAUUCCAGAGUCGGUCCAGCACUACAUGAUGACCCAGCCUAAAAUUCAGGCCUCCACAAACAGCAUGACAAGUGUCUUUCAAAGAGCCUCUUGUCCAGAGUCUCGGGGGGUGGUGUUUGAAUCUCCUGGAUCUAAAUUAAGUCAAAUUAGUCAUUAUGAGGAGGAUUCAGACAUUACUGUGGUCGAGGAGAAUUCAGAGGUGGAUCGAGACUCAGACUGCAUCCUUUUAGACAUGAGCACUGACUCGUACCAUCGAGAGAACAGCCCACACAGCAAGCGUCUGAAACUCAUUCACAUUGAAUCAGAAGAUGUUGUCUCGGUCAGCAGCAUCCUUCCACUGGAUGUCAAUGAAUCCGUCACAACGCUUAAAGUUGUAAGAUCACCUACAUCACCUGAAUCUCAAAUGAAAGGACCCAAGAAGAAGAGCCCUCAACUGGGUAGCGCCAAUUCUAGAGAGAUGUGUUCUUCAAUGGACAGCAUCAGUAUCCAUGACCGCACCAGUGUUACCACUGUAGCUGCAGUCCUACCUUCUGAAACCCAACCAGUGACUUCUGCCUUGAACUUUACAUUAGACAGAGAGCAGAUUGAGCAGUGGCUCCUCAAGAACUUCACCGUACCUGAGGAGGAACUCAAAGGAGAGCAAGUGUUAUUGGGCCUCCAUGAAAAGUAUCCCCUAACUCCAGCUGAUUUUCCUAAACCAGCAGGUGACCCCCUUGAAGCAGCUAUAAAGAGAAUCAGAUCUAAAUAGUGAUUUGUUAUGUUUAUGAACAGUGAAGCUGCUACUCACUACCACUAUGAAACGAUAAUCAUUUACUGUGAGUAACUCCUCUGUAUUUUUUUUUUUUUUGUCCUUUGCCUUUUACGUUUAAUUUAAGAAAAUUGUUUUCAUCACAGCACUGGCUAACACAACAUUUGUGACAACUCCAUUGUAAGCAUCAUUAAGUAUUUUAUUUUUAGUUACCAUGUAUCAUUUUAAUUUAGAUAGCAACAGUAUUGUGGUUAUGUCUCUGUAACUUGCAGUGCCAGUAACUAAUUAUAAUAUGCAAGAUAUUUUUUUCUUUUCAUGAAAGCUUGUGUCCUACCAAACUGUUUAACUCUGAUGGUAUUAUUUUCAUCAUGGUAAUGCUGUCUUAAAUGUAACUUUCUUAUGUAACAUUACUUACAUAUGUAGCAUCACCAAGCUCCUUUUAAUGGUAGACAGACACUGUUAUUUUCAGAUUUUUUUUUUUUUUUUUUUUAUUAAAAUAGUUGUUUCUUGUACUACUGGGCCAAAAUCAGCUUGCCUCUGGCUUAUUGCUUAUGAUAAAUCUGUUUUACUAUUAGGAAAGUUUCCAAAUUAAUUUCAGCAUAUGGCUUUUGUUGACUGUCCAAGCAAUAAACAUUUCAGUCUCAUUUGUAAAGAAUGGAAGAAACAUUGGUUUAGGCUGUGUGAAUUUUAGGCUCUUGGUUUAACCAGAAGAUGGCAGAAUAGUUCAGUACUUUAAAGCUCAAACUCUGCCAAAUACAAUAUACAGUAGUUCAGCAGUGUAUGGGAAAUUGUUUGGAAUUAAUCUGAUUUUACAAUUGCUUAUUAAAGGUAGAGAGAGCAUGGUGCUAGCCAUGCAAAAAUCGAGGUUUUAAUUUCUAGAGAAUGUGCACUGAUAAAAUGUACACACACUGAGCACUUUAUUAGGAACACUAUUGUCCUAAUAAAGUGACCAAUGUGGUCUUCUGCUGUUGUAGCCCAUCUGCCUCAAGGUUUGAUAAGUUGUGCAUUCUGAGCUGCUAUUCUGCUCACUACAGUUGUACAGAGGGGUUAUCUGAGUUACCAUAGCCUUUCUGUCAAUUUGAACCAGACUGGCCAUUCUCUGUCCCUCGCUCUCUCAUCAUCAAGGCAUUUCCAUCCACACCACUGGAUGUUUUUUGUUUUUGACCGAGAUCACAUUUUUGCCCCAUUCUUAUAGUAGAUGUGAACAUUAACUGAAGCUCCUGACCUGUUCUGAUGAUUUUACACAUUGCACUGCUGCCACAUGCUUUGCUAGUUAGAUAAUUGCAUGCAAGUAGGUGUACAGGUGUUCCUAAUAAGAUGCUUUGUGAGUGUAUACUGUAUCUUGAAUGCACAAAGUCACUUUGGAUAAAGGCAUCUGCACUAAUGUAAAUAGGCACAGCAGAAAUCGACACGUCACUUUAAGAUUCAAAAGCUUUAAGUGAAAUAGAGAUUUCAGUUCAAAUUUAUAUUUUAGCAAUUUAACCUCUGUAGGCGAAAGUUCUGUUACAGGAGAUGGGAACAUUUACACCACUGACAAUCGAAUUAAAUUAGCAGGCAUUAGAUUAGCAUCCCCUUCUCAAUCUGUUGUAUGAUCAUGCAUCACAGAUGGGAACGGUAUCUGAAAUUGACACAACCCCAACCAGCCUGAUGUCUACGGAGAGAGUUAUAUUACAACUUGACUGCAGUUCAACUAUUAAAUUUACAGCACAUCUAGCAGUGAGACGUUUUAGGUGUUUCAGAUCAAUUUAAAUGUACAAAGAAUGAGCACCUGGACAAAAGUUCCACUUAAACCAUUCUACAGUGUGAACAGAUUAUCCAUAAGGAUUUGUCUGUCAUUAAUGCCAGUGCCUCAUAUUCAGUAUGAUAUGAACAAAACAAGAGUGGGUCAAUGCAUAAUUUAUACAUAGAUAGAGAUGUCAGAGGGUUGUAAUUUAGCAUUCACCAGUUGUGCCUGGCUGUAAUACAUAUUUCGAAAGACUGAUGAGUCCAAACGCCUCUAUUUACUAUUGUAUCCACGUAUUGGGAGAUUGUCAGUAUGUGAUUGGGGCUGCUACGAAAUAUGCAACUGAGCCAGGCUGUCCUAUAGUCAUUCCAGUUGAGUGAUGUUUUAUUCACCUCUUAUGUUUGCACAGGCUCACUGUCCUCAUAAAGGAUGAAUGGUUUGAUGUAUCAGGGGGCUGUUUGCAUUCCAGAUGAGGCCAUAUCCACAUUAAAACACUCUCUAGAUUGAGGUGAUCCAGCACAAACAAACUUAUAUCUGGCUAACAUCCCCUUGAAUGAUGGCCAACUGCUGGCUUAGCCACCAAAAGUAAACUACAGACUGACACCCAACAACAGUCAGUGAGAAAGAGCCAUUGACCUAAAUGAGUAAAUCAAACCCUCUGUGUUAUCACCGCAUGGUUGAACAUCAGGCUGGAUAGUCAUAUCUGUUUUGGUUGAUCAUAUAUUUCCUGAUUCCAGGUCUAACCUUACACCAGUCAUCAAGGCUAAUAAUUAUCAAUAUGCAACAGAUAGUUCUGGUACUCAAUGGUGAUUGGCCUUGAGGCAUUUCAACGGUGCUGAUAUUUAGUGUAAAAGGACUGGGAUGUUUUUAUUGUUUGUAGCACUUCACUUAUUUUUUUGCUACAUUCCAUAGCAGAGUAUGUGCUCAGAUUUCCAGACUCGUGCUGUGUGUGCAAAAUGGAAAACCUGGAGUGGAGCUGUAUCGAAAUUAUUAGAGAAUGCUUAGAGCAGGGAGGGAAAAUUGCUUCUGCUCCACUUAUUAAAUCUCAUUUGUGCUUGUGCGUCUUGUGACCAAACGUCAUAAGAACCAAAUGAGGUUUAAUGUAAUUGAGGUCUCACCAUAUUCGAUUUUUAUGCUCUGUAUACAUACAUGAGUUGAGUGAUGAUGUGAUGAGUUUAUUGUAUUAACAAUUGUACACAUUAAUAACCCCAUCCUUUUCAUUUAUCCAUCCCAGAAUCAUAAAACCAUUCUGUCCCGAAUUUUGAGAAGCGUUUGAUAUAGUGGGACCAAUAAAUUACACUUUUGGGUCACUAACUUUAGGGUUCUUAUUUUUCCAACACUUUCACAGUUGAGAUUAUAUGUCAGCCUAGUUAGAAUAUGGUUAUAUUAGCAUUAGACUUGCUUGUAAAAUAGCACAAAAAAAAAAUACAUCAGAGCUUACUGUAUAGGUGUUCCACAUCACCCUAAUUCACUCUACUCUAUGACAUUUUUGUCCUUUAAGUUAUCAAUGCAAAACUUGGAAAAGCUUGAGCCUGCAGAAGUGAUAUGAGAAUGUGUGAUGUAUAAAAUCCAGGGUAAAUGCGUUGGAUUCUGAUACUCCCACUCCUCUGGAAACUAACUCCAUUCUCAGUUUGAUCUCAAAUCACAGCAGUUCUUCUGGUCUCUGAUCAGCACAUCUGCAGUGCAGGAUACAGCAUCAUUUCCCCAAGCGUAAUACAGUUCUUCCCUCUCUAAGUCAGAGUAUUGAAUCAAAGCCCUGUGAUUUUUUUGCCUUUUUCCUGAAGUAGACCAUCUUAUGCCCUGACUUUUACGAGGAAGUUUAAGCCAAGCUGUAGUGCUUCUGGGAGUUUAAAUUAGACAUGGAGCAAUCCAACAGUCCCUGUCCCCACUGCAAAGUCUUUUAAGUGUCCCAGACAGGGGUUACUUAUUCAACAAGAGCCAAGACAGCUUUAAUGAGAGAAAAAGAGAGUCAUGGAUAUGUAUGUGAGUUUGGAUGCAUAUGUAAAUAGAAAGAGAGAUAUCAGUUAUGUUGAAGCUCUGUAGUUAUGACAUUAGUUUGACCUAAUUAGAUCAUUUUAAAAUGUACACGCAAAACGUACUUGAAGAUGUCACACCAAAGGAAAUGUAUUCAAUAUCAAAGGUCAAGUAUCAAACAGUUCACCUCAAAAUAUAAUUUUUUUAUCAACUCAUGUUCAUGUUGUUUCAAAAUGAAUCUUUCUCUUUGAGUAAUUUCAACUUAUUUUACAGUUCUUCUAUGUCUUUUUUUGGAGCUUAACAGAUGCACUACUGUAUAUGAACUGUUGUUAUGUGGAAAAGAGUUGCAUUAAGAUUCUUUAAAAUAUCUCAUUUUGAGUUUUGUGGAAAAAAUCUAAGC
Molecule: messenger RNA, 6365 nt
Organism: Xyrauchen texanus (razorback sucker)
Lineage: Eukaryota; Metazoa; Chordata; Actinopteri; Cypriniformes; Catostomidae
Product: 5' exonuclease Apollo-like
Exons: 4
Coding region: 562-2268 (568 amino acids)
Biological process (GO): interstrand cross-link repair; double-strand break repair via nonhomologous end joining; protection from non-homologous end joining at telomere
Molecular function (GO): damaged DNA binding; 5'-3' DNA exonuclease activity
Source: RefSeq, a predicted model, not a curated record